ACUUACCCUUUUGCUCACUCAUAGUUAACACACCAAGCCAUGGUACAAGCAAAGAAGUUCAGAGGAGUAAGGCAGCGCCAGUGGGGCUCAUGGGUGUCAGAAAUUCGUCACCCAUUACUGAAGAGAAGGAUAUGGCUAGGUACAUUUGAGACAGCUGAGGCAGCAGCAAGGGCAUAUGAUCAAGCAGCCAUUUUAAUGAGUGGUCAAAAUGCCAAAACCAAUUUCCCUGCACCAAUGAAUCAACCUCAAAGUGCUGCUACUGCUACUACUACCUCUUGUGUAGACUCAUUUUUACCUCACAAUGCUCUUUCUGAGCUACUAAGCAGAAAGCUCAAAAAGUGUUGCAAAGACCCUUCUCCAUCCCUCACUUGUCUGAGGCUAGAUUCUGACAAUUCCCACAUUGGAGUGUGGCAAAAAGGAGCAGGACCACAUUCAGACUCUAAUUGGAUCAUAAGGGUGGAGCUUGGAAAGAAGCAUGCAGAAGGUGAGUCUAGUGUGUCAACAGGUUCACCACAAAACAGUGCUAGUGUUGGUGAUGGUUAUGCUGGAAAUGAAGAGGACAGAGUUGCCAUGCAAAUGAUUGAUGAACUACUUAAUUGGAACAAUCCCUGUGGUUCAAGUAAUUAA
Messenger RNA from Abrus precatorius (Indian licorice), 627 nucleotides. Its product is annotated as ethylene-responsive transcription factor WIN1-like. Bases 40 to 627 code for a protein of 195 amino acids. The transcript has 2 exons. Gene Ontology annotation, molecular function: DNA binding; DNA-binding transcription factor activity. NCBI's taxonomy places the organism in Eukaryota, Viridiplantae, Streptophyta, Magnoliopsida, Fabales, Fabaceae. The record is from RefSeq and is a predicted model, not a curated record. Gene Ontology annotation, biological process: regulation of DNA-templated transcription.